UUCGGGAGCGCAAAGUGCGAAACGCUGGUUAUUUAAAAAUGGCGAGGCCCUCGGUGUUGUUGUGCAUUAUCAGCGCGGCGAGAUUAAAGAGCGUUGUUGAGUGUAUACGCCCGCUGAUAUAAGCACCGUCGUCUCGCCGCGUCUCGUCGCUUCAUCAGAAAGAAUCAUGGUUACCCCCGUUCUUAUUUGCGUUACGUCGUUGGCCGUUGUGAGCCUGGGAAUUGUUAUGGGCUGGACCUGCAUCCAGUGUUGUUGCCUCUACAUUGUAUUAACUUGUUCCUGUUUGCUUGUCGGCCCGUUAAUCAUGAUACUGAUCAACAUAGCCCUGUCGCCCAAACACCAGACUGGUUCCGGCACCGUUAGAACUGUCGCGGAACUGGACGCCUUCCACGGCAUGUUAAUGAAAGGAUACGAGCCCAAGUCGGCCAGCAGUAGGAAGCACACGCGUUACCCCGUUGUCUUCACUCGUCUGGUGGACGGCGCCCUGCAGAAUCUCCUGGAUUUGAUUUUUCAGGACUUCGUCGGCUAUUGGUUGAACGAUCUGGCUUUCGGCUCGGAACAGCUGAUAGAUAAUAUGAAGCAGGAUGUGUGGGGCGCGAUACAGAGCCUGCACGAUCGCUUGUCGCGCGUCGAUCACACUAAAUUGGUGGUCUGCAAUAUAGUGAAUAAGCUCACCUUUCACUUCGAGAAGAUCAGGAUAGCUCAAGCAGCUUCGUCGGAGGGAGAAGACCCCGUAUUUAUUUUGUCGGCACAUUUGAUGUCGCCCGUCGCCGAGCUGGAAUAUUUAAGGAAGAUCAGCGAGCUUUGCAUCCUGUUUUUGUUACCACGCAGUUACUCCCUUUCUCCAGUAAAGUUUCUCUUAAGAGAAAUUCUCACGUGCAAAAUCUUAAAACCGGCAAUAGAUUUAAUCACGGAUCCCGAUUACAUCAAUCAGAAGAUCCUGACGUACAUCGAUCAACAGCAGCUCGCCGAAGCGAUGCACAGGAAAACGUACGAAUACGCGGAAUCAUUCGAGGAUUUUAUUCGUAUGGUCAAGAGCACCAGGGACCUAGAGGUUCUCAGACAUAUCAGAUAUAAUAUCGUUACCGAGAUUAUGCAAGCCACCACGGUGCAAAACGUGAAACGAGCCCAAGGUUUGGAUCUUGAAAAUAACGCGCUCGGCAACUCCGAUGCCAUUCGCGCGAGAAAAUUGAAGAGGUACAUCAGCCAACUGACAUACGCUAAAAAUACGUGCGAGUGUCACAUGCAGACGUUGGGAUGGGAUGGAUAUCCUCGCCAGGAUACAGAGAUCUGCGACGCUGCUGAGAUCAUGGAAGGCAGGAUACUUCCGUUGCAAGCGUGUCUGGAUAACGUGACCGGUCGACGAUAUCUGUCUCAGUUUCUGGAACAGGUCGCUAGUCAAGGAUUGAUCGGUUAUUGGGCGGCGGUACAAGAAUUACGCGGCGCAGAACGAUCCAGUUGGCAUCAAUUGGGAGCCGAGAUCUUUUACACUUACAUCCGAUCACCCACCGCCGAGAUCAAGGUGGAUAAAAACGUACGAAAGCGGAUGGAGGCCUUUUUGCUGGGCGAUACGGGACCCAGUGUAUUUUACGAGGUCCAAGACGACGUCGUUAGGACGCUUCAGGAAAAGUAUUAUUCGUCGUUUCUCGUCAGCGAGCAAUAUAAAACCAUGCAGGAGGCAUUACUCAAUGAAAGAGCGGAAGGUUUAGUUGAAGACCGCGAGAUCGUUGACGGCACAUUGUCAGAAUCCUCGACCUUGCUCGUCGGUGAACGAUCAAAUUACGCUCGUAGCAAACUGGAUCAACUGCACGAAAAAUUGAACAAUAAGAUGCAGGCAUUGCAGGCGCUUAAAUCCUCUCUCAAGCCCGAAAGCAAAGUGCUCAGUAUAUUGGCGAAAGAGGUCGAAUGGCUGCAAGGUGAAAAGCGACAGUUGGAGGCGCAUUUAAAUCAUACGGAAAUGUGGGCCGAACAUCUAGGUCAUUGGAGAGCCGAUGUGCAGAGCGCAGAGAUGCCCGAUAACGGGGAUCCUCCGCAAUUUGUACUGGUUGUCCACAUGGCAGAGGAUGACGACAAUGAUGAAAGCAUAUCCAGCGGAUGGGUGGUGUUGAGAAAACUGCAGGACUUUCAAGAUCUUCACAGGAAAUUACGUCAGUUGUGUUCUAACGUUAAAAGCCUGGACUUACCGUCGCAGCCUUUGAAGUUUUUCGGAAAAUCCGACAAGAGCACUCUCGACAAAGCCAAGAUGCAGAUUCAAAAAUAUUUAAAUUUUGUCUUGGAGGACGAGAGGCUUAAUCAAAGUGAGGCGUUGUAUGCCUUUCUCAGUCCAAGCUCGGAGCACCUUAAAGCCGUGGUGGCACCAUGUCCCAAGAAAUCUCGCUUUUCUUUGUCCACGUUAUUCAAAACAUCUGUCGGUAGCAACGAGGUACGCGACAAAGAAGAUGAAGAGGAUUAUUCGUUGUUAUUGGACGACAGCGAGACUGGCCGUACCGGCACAGACACCUAUCUGAAUGCCACCAAGGAUGCGAUCGCGGAACCGUUGUACACGCUUCUCGGAGAAGUUUUCGAUUUAAGAGGAGUAUUUCGUUGGCUUAGACGGUCUCUCAUCACCUUCGUACAAAUUACUUACGGACGUACUAUAAAUAGACAAAUCAGAGAUACCGUUGCAUGGGUGUUUUCUGAGCCAAUGCUCCAUUAUUACAUACAACUGUUUACGAGAUCGUGGUGGCCGAACGGGCAGCUCGUGUCCGAGACAGUUCUUCGCACCGACGAGGAAAAGUUGAAGACGCGAGGCGAGGCACGCAGGCAAUUUCUUAACAAUGUACCUGAAGUAUUGACGAAUCUAGUGGGAGCGCAAAGUGCUCAACGUGGCGCGAUUAAAGUUUUCGAUUCCCUGCAGAACGUGAAUCUGAAUAAACAGCUAUUUUACGAUAUAUUUGAAGUAUUAAUGUACGAAGUAUUUCCAGAACUGCAGCAUAAACAAUGUUCCUUAGCGAAAUAAAGUAUCAAUGUGAUAUACAAUGAA
Messenger RNA from Temnothorax curvispinosus, 3022 nucleotides. Its product is annotated as sorting nexin-25-like. Gene Ontology annotation, molecular function: phosphatidylinositol binding. The record is from RefSeq and is a predicted model, not a curated record. Gene Ontology annotation, cellular component: intracellular membrane-bounded organelle. Lineage: Eukaryota; Metazoa; Arthropoda; Insecta; Hymenoptera; Formicidae. The transcript has 11 exons. The coding region runs from base 167 to 2998 and encodes 943 amino acids.